UCAAUUAUCUGAACCCCACAAAACCAAAUCCCAAAAAAAAAAAAAAUACUCCAAGAAAGAGAUCCAUCUCGCUCCGCUCUCUCGUGAUCGGAAAAAUCAACACAGUCGAAACGGUGUAGGACUCAAUGGCAGACCGUGGAGGAUGCUGCCCUCCGAUCGAUCUGUUCCGUUCGGAGGCGAUGCAAUUGGUCCAGCUUAUUAUCCCCAUGGAGUCCGCUCACCUCACCGCCUCUUAUCUCGGCGACCUCGGUCUCCUUCAAUUCAAAGACCUCAAUUCGGAGAAGAGUCCAUUUCAGCGAACUUAUGCUGCUCAGAUUAAAAGAUGUGGAGAGAUGGCACGAAAGUUACGGUUUUUUAAUGAGCAAAUGCUAAAAGCAGGCUUCUCCACUUCAACAAAACCUACGACAGUAACUGACAUCAAUUUGGAUGAUUUAGAGGUGAAACUUGGAGAACUUGAGGCUGAGCUGGUUGAAAUGAAUGCAAAUGGUGAAAAGUUGCAACGCGGUUAUAAUGAGCUGCUUGAGUAUAAGCUUGUUUUGCAAAAGGCUGGUGAGUUUUUUGCUUCUGCUCGACGCAGUGCUACUUCUCAGCAGAGAGAAAUGGUGUCACGGCAAAUGGGUGACGAAUCCAUAGAAACUCCUUUACUGCAAGAGCAAGAAGCAUCCACAGAUUUAUCGAAGCAAGUCAAAUUGGGCUUUAUUACUGGCCUUGUUCCUAGGGAGAAGUCUAUGGCAUUUGAGAGGAUUUUAUUUCGUGCAACUAGGGGCAAUGUGUUCCUCAAGCAGGCUCCUGCUGAGGAUCCCGUCACUGAUCCUGUUUCUGGAGAGAAGAUGGAGAAAAAUGUAUUUGUGGUAUCUUACUCUGGAGAAAGGGCAAAAAACAAAAUUCUGAAGAUAUGUGAAGCUUUUGGUGCUAAUCGUUAUCCUUUUGAUGAGGACCUUGGCAAACAAGGUCUAAUGAUCAAUGAGGUUUCUGGAAGAAUUUCAGAGCUAAAAACCACCAUAGAUGCUGGAUUGCUUCUCCGGGACAAUCUGUUGCGGAGUAUUGGGGAUCAGUUUGAACAAUGGAUCAUUAAGGUGAAAAGGGAGAAAUCAAUUUAUCACACUCUUAAUAUGCUCAGCCUUGAUGUAACAAAGAAAUGUCUUGUUGCUGAGGGAUGGAGUCCUGUUUUUGCCACAAAACAGAUUCAGGAGGCACUGCAGCGGGCUGCAUUUGACUCCAGCUCUCAAGUUGGAGCCAUUUUUCAGGUCUUGCAUACAAGAGAAUCACCACCUACCUACUUCCGCACAAAUAAAUUUACUUCUGCUUUUCAGGAAAUUGUUGAUGCAUAUGGGGUGGCUAAGUAUCAAGAAGCAAAUCCUGGUGUUUACACAAUUGUUACAUUCCCUUUUCUUUUUGCUGUCAUGUUUGGUGAUUGGGGGCAUGGAAUAUGCUUAUUCCUUGCAACAUUAUUUUUUAUUGUCCGGGAAAAGAAACUUUCUAGUCAGAAGCUUGGAGAUAUAACAGAGAUGACUUUUGGUGGUCGUUAUGUUAUUUUGAUGAUGUCACUCUUCUCAAUUUAUACUGGCUUGGUCUAUAAUGAGUUCUUCUCAGUGCCCUUUGAAUUAUUUGGCCGCUCAGCCUAUGCUUGCCGUGAUCUCUCUUGCCGGGAUGCUACUAGUGUCGGUUUGAUUAAGGUUCGUGAUGCUUACCCCUUUGGGGUGGAUCCAGCGUGGCAUGGUAGCCGUAGUGAGCUGCCUUUCCUGAACUCACUAAAGAUGAAAAUGUCAAUCCUUCUUGGGGUGGCUCAGAUGAACCUUGGAAUUAUUUUGAGUUAUUUCAAUGCUACAUUCUUCAGUAAUAUUCUGAACAUCUGGUUCCAAUUUAUUCCUCAGAUAAUAUUUCUUAACAGUCUAUUUGGCUAUCUUUCUCUCCUUAUCAUUGUGAAAUGGUGCACUGGUUCACAAGCUGAUUUGUACCACAUAAUGAUAUACAUGUUCCUCAGUCCUACUGAUGAAUUGGGUGAAAAUCAGCUUUUUCCUGGCCAAAAAACAGCUCAGCUUGUGCUGUUAUUUCUUGCCCUGGUUUCUGUGCCAUGGAUGCUAUUACCAAAGCCUUUUCUUCUGAAGAAGCAACAUGAAAAUAGGCACCAAGGCCAAUCCUAUGCACCACUCGAAAGCACAGAUGAAACUCUCCUUUCUGAGGCAAAUCAUGAUUCUCAUGAGGAAUUUGAGUUUGGUGAAGUCUUUGUGCAUCAACUCAUACAUACCAUUGAGUUUGUGCUUGGUGCAGUUUCGAAUACAGCCUCAUACCUUCGAUUAUGGGCCCUCAGUCUUGCUCACUCGGAGUUGUCAGUUGUGUUCUAUGAGAAGGUUCUUCUUCUUGCUUGGGGGUUUAACAAUGUAAUCAUCCUCAUCAUCGGCAUAAUCGUCUUUAUUUUCGCAACCGUUGGUGUGUUGCUAGUUAUGGAAACCCUUAGUGCUUUCCUACAUGCUUUGAGACUUCACUGGGUAGAAUUCCAGAACAAAUUCUACGAGGGCGACGGUUACAAGUUCCAUCCAUUUUCAUUUGCAUUGCUCGACGACGAAGAUGAUUGAUGCUCUUGAACCGAAUAAAAAGUCAUGUUGGACUUUAAAGUCGAUUCAGAUUUACCCUAUAGAGGGAGCUGAGGAGGUGUUCUUAAGCCGCCUAAGAACGUUGCUUUUUCACCCUCCGGUUGAUAAUAGUUUGUUCUUGGAAGCAAUAAGUGGCCUACUAGUUGGGCUGAUAUGUUUUUGUGGUAUUGAGCUAUGUCAUAAUACUUUAUUUAAUUUUUUUUCUAUUU
Messenger RNA from Hibiscus syriacus, 2803 nucleotides. Its product is annotated as V-type proton ATPase subunit a3-like. Bases 126 to 2576 code for a protein of 816 amino acids. Gene Ontology annotation, molecular function: proton-transporting ATPase activity, rotational mechanism; ATPase binding. The transcript has 18 exons. Gene Ontology annotation, cellular component: vacuolar proton-transporting V-type ATPase complex; vacuolar proton-transporting V-type ATPase, V0 domain. NCBI's taxonomy places the organism in Eukaryota, Viridiplantae, Streptophyta, Magnoliopsida, Malvales, Malvaceae. The record is from RefSeq and is a predicted model, not a curated record. Gene Ontology annotation, biological process: proton transmembrane transport; vacuolar acidification.